Messenger RNA from Vollenhovia emeryi, 2638 nucleotides. RefSeq names its product kelch-like ECH-associated protein 1 (gene Keap1). The transcript has 7 exons. The coding region runs from base 322 to 2178 and encodes 618 amino acids. The record is from RefSeq and is a predicted model, not a curated record. Gene Ontology annotation, molecular function: protein binding. Lineage: Eukaryota; Metazoa; Arthropoda; Insecta; Hymenoptera; Formicidae.
AGAGAGAGAGAGAGAGAGAGAGAGUCUUGCCACCCGCGCCGCGCGGAUCCGAGGCUCGUGCGGCCGGCCAGACACGUGCGUAUGCAAAUCGUGGCGACGCGAGUCCAUUCCGCUCGGCCGCACGGCGACGCCUGGUGACGCCGCAUCUAUCGGUGGCCGCGGCGCGCGGAGGAUGCCUGCGUCAUCGUGUAUCGUCGGCGAGAUCGAAACAUGAUCGCGCCGCCUCACCGUCCGCCUCCGUCUCGCUUCCGCGCCCAGUGACUCUCCCCGACGCGAAGUAGAAUUGCCCUGGCGAGAGGCUGGCAGGCUGGCUCCACUUUAAUGGAUGGAGAGAAAGAUUGCCGGCGGAAGAAAGAGGCUCGGGGCGACGCCGCUGCCCCGCUCGCGCCGCCCGAGGAGACGGACUGGCAGGGUAUGCUCAACUCGGAGCGGCAUCGGGGUGACCUCGGAGACAUGACGUUCUGCAUGGCCAACUACCUCAAGGAGGCCAUGAAGAUGAUGUUCAUGAUGCGCAGCCAUCACAUGCUGACCGACGUGAUACUGGAGGUCGGCAGCGAGGUGUUCCACGCGCACAAAGUUAUUUUAGCAGCAGCUAGUCCCUACUUUAAGGCAAUGUUCACUGGAGGACUGAAGGAGUGCGAGAUGACGAGGGUGAAGCUCCAGGGCGUCUGUCCAAGCACGAUGGCUCGGUUAAUGUACUUCAUGUAUACUGGUCAAAUAAAUGUCACUGAGAUUACCGUGUGUUCGCUGCUGUCGGCAGCUACCAUGUUCCAAGUCAGCAAUGUGAUAGAGGCGUGCAGUGUCUUCCUCGAGAGGCAACUCGACCCGACGAACGCGAUUGGAAUCGCCAACUUCGCCGAGCAGCACGCCUGCCAAGAUCUGUACCACAAGGCGAAUCAGUUCAUCGUACAGCACUUCAACCAGAUAUGCCAGGAGGAGGAGUUCCUGCAGCUGUCCGCUCUGCAGUUGGUGACGCUCAUACGGAAGGACGAGCUGAACGUGCAGGAGGAAAGGGAGGUUUACAACGCCGUGCUCAAGUGGGUCAAGUACAACGAGGAGGCGAGGCGGCCCAAGAUGGAGCACAUACUGCACGCGGUGCGCUGCCAGUACCUCACGCCGAAUUUUCUGCGGGAGCAGAUGAAGAACUGCGACGUGCUGAAGAAGGUGCCGGCGUGUCGCGAGUAUCUCGCGCAGAUCUUCAAGGAUCUGACGUUGCACAAGAAGCCGGUUGUGAAGGAGCGCACGCCCAACACGCGGCGGGUGAUAUACAUCGCCGGUGGUUUCUUCAAGCACUCGCUCGACGUUCUCGAGGGCUACAACGCCGACGACAAGACGUGGACGCAGCACGCCAAGCUCAUCGUCCCCAGAUCCGGUCUGGGCGGUGCGUUCCUCAAGGGCAUGUUCUACGCGGUCGGCGGCAGGCACAAUUCUCCGGGAAGCAGGUAUGACAGCGACUGGGUCGACAGGUACAACCCCAUGACGGAUCAGUGGCGACCGUGCAGCCCGAUGUCGGUACCGAGGAACAGGGUCGGGGUCGCCGUUAUGGAUGGUCUGUUGUACGCCGUGGGCGGCAACGCGGACGCUGAGUACCAUAGUAGCGUCGAGUGCUUUGACCCGGAUCAAGACACGUGGACCAGUGUGAAAUGCAUGCAUAUCAAGAGAAUAGGCGUAGGAGUAGCGGUAGUGAAUAGAUUGCUGUACGCGAUCGGUGGCUUCGACGGCAAGGACCGGCUCUCUUCGGUGGAGUGUUACCAUCCCGAGAACGACGAGUGGACGAUGGUGUCGUCUAUGACGUGCAGUCGCUCGGGCGCCGGGGUGGCCAGCCUGAGCCAGUAUAUAUACGUUGUAGGCGGAUACGACGGGAACUCGCAGUUGAACACGGUGGAAAGAUACGACACGGAGCGCGACGUGUGGGAGAGCAUGAGCAGCAUUACUGUAGCCCGCAGUGCUCUCAGCGUUACCAUCCUUGACGGCAAACUAUACGCAAUGGGUGGAUACGACGGUACGACGUUUUCGAAUAUAGUAGAAAUUUACGAUCCGGUCCAGGACCAGUGGACCCAAGGUGUGCCUAUGACAUCGGGGAGAUCCGGCCACGCUAGCGCGGUGUCCUAUUAUCAGUGUCCUAUACACUGCGAUCAUUUGGAUUAUAAUAUCUCGCUGGAGAAACCGCCUUCGUGAUACACGGAACUGAUACUCUUUUUAGGCGACAUUCGUAAGCAAGGAUAGUCAAAUUUUUUUUCAUUCUCGAGCCGAAAUGGAACCGCAAGAUAGGGUGGUGUAAAGGUUCCUUAAAAGUGAACUGUGCGAGAGGGGUGACGAAUGUACAGUUAUCCUCCGAUCGCGCCCGUGGACUGAAUUGAAAAGUGUAUUACGCAAUACGUAGACGACAGGCGACGCGUCGUCUACCCGGACCACAUUCGGUCGGCUAGAGAUUCGCGGCUAGCCGACGGAAAACGCUUUCUCGACAAAGCGAGGUAACUUUGGUUAUCUCGCGGUUUAUCGAAGGACCAAUUUAUCUUAUUCAUUAGGAUAAAUGCGACUGUGCUACAUUUUAUAGCUUUAUCGCUUAUUAAUGUAUAGAGAAAUAAUAUAUAAUGUACAUAUUCUCAUAUCGUAAGAAAAUUAUUUUCAAAGAAAA